GAGGCCGUGGAGAAGGUGAAGAGUGGCUUUAUCGACCUCCCAAAGGAGAAGGUGGACGGGAAGGAGCAGGUGGAGAACCUAGAGCUUGGAUUCAUCCAGCUCUCUGGAGCGACAGAUGGCAUGAGUGAGCGGGAGGCCACGGCACGGGCACGGGCAGCUGCAGGGCCGUUGGAGGGGCCCCAGCGUCUGAGCCCUGUCCUCUUGCAGGAGAGAGGAGAUGAACGUAGGGCACGAAACAUUUCUGCAGGGGUGGGGGUGGGUGUGAGCACAGGCUCUGAUGUGGUAGCUGAGCACACCUCCCUUCAGGUGAAGCUGCUGGAGCUGCAGGAGCUGGUGUUGCCACUUGUGGGUGACCACGAGGGGCAUGACGAAUUCCUCCCCACUGCCCAGAACCCUGCUGAUGAGCCCGCUCCAGGGGCCCCAGCCCCCCAGGAACUUGGGGCUGCCCAUGAGCAGGGUGAUUUUUAUGAGGUGAGCCUGGCCGACAGCGUGGAGCCUGCACCAGGAGAGGCCAGGGAGGGUUCUCCCCAUGACAACCCCACUGCACAGAAGAUCCUGCAGCUGCUUCCUGUAACGCAGGACGCCCAGGAGCACCCAGGCUUUGCCACCAAACCCUGCGUGCCAUUCUUUUACCGGGCAGCCGAGAACAGGGAGAAAAACAUCAUCAUCAUCUGAAGGGUGGUCAAAAAAUUUAAAAAAAAAAAAAAAAAAAAAACAGUUAUGGGGUUAAUCCCCUACACAAUUCAUCUACUUCAUUGGAAUGUUAGAGCCCCUCAUGUUUAUUUAUGUUUCAAUUUACAGUUUAAAUUUAUUUAUAAAAAGUUAAGGGAGAGUGGGUCUUUCCCUGAUGUUCACUCUGUCAUCCUUUAGCAUUUUUGUUUUUAAUUGAUAAUUGUAGGUCAUUAGCUCACAUAUGGAGUUUGCCCUUACAUGGUGGGAGUUCAAACACUCAAAGACCCACUAUUUGCACAAAACUAUUCUUACUGGUUUGGAAUAGGCUGCCAUGCUUUUUAAAUAUUAUUGCAGCAUGUAUAUUCAUUACGGAAUUCAGAUAAAAUUGGCUUAUGUUCUGCUAUUAUGUUUCAUCGAAUCCUAAUCACAGUGAGCUCUUCAUUAGCUCAGUAUGUGGUUUGCCCUCAAGUGCGCACUGUUUCUUACUUUGUAAUAUGCCGAGAGUACUGACAUUUAGAAUUGUUUAAAGGCCAAGAACUGGAAACAGUCUUUCCCCUAUUUUCUGUGUAUUGGGGAUGGGAGUAAUAACAUUUUGGGGAGCUUUUUAAAUCUCACAGAAGAGGAAAGUGGCCUACUCUGGCAGGUGUGUGCAGGAUAGAGUGUUUGCCAUUUGUUCUGGUGCCAGGAAUGAGUGCGGUACUAUGGUAGUCCCCUUAGGAUUUGUACGUGCUCUGGGCUCAUGAAGAUAUUGCAGCAUGAGCUGCAGCAGUUGGACUCUUUCUCAAUGACCUAAAAAGGGAUUCUUUCUGAGGAAUGAAAGGCUCCCAUUAUUGACUGUGGAUGUGGAAAACCUUUCCCAGCCUAGAGCAUUUAUAUCUACAAUACAUUUUAAAGUCAGAGUUCAUGUUACCUGUUUUAAUCACAUGUACACAAUAGGUACACAAUAGGGCACUGUUUGGCAUUCUUCUUAAUGUAUUUAGUAAAGAUCACAAGAAAUCCUUUCAGAGUUUAAAUAUCCCUGGAACAGGCAUACAGGCUCUGGUCAAGAAUGAGUUUGAGUGAUACCUGGCAUUCCUCUAUGUUCACGGAGCUUCCUUGAGGCUAGAAGAUUGAUUUUACCAUCUAGACCUCUCUGGCUAAUACCUAUUCUUCAGCCACAUUGGUUAAUCUGACAUAGGAAUUUACUUCUUUUCCUUGAAUGGAAAACACUUUAAAACUAAUAACAACCAUUAUUAUAAACCAAUAUAUGUGACAGUACUUAGUUGAAACAAAAAGGAGUUUUAGUAGACAGUAUUAUACUACAUUUGAAAAUCAAGGUGAAGUUUAUGCAACUUAAAAUGUUUACAAACUGCAGUGCAAUCUACUGUUGGUGAAUGUCACAAUAUUGUGAGUAAAAGUGUCUAUACAAUCACAGAGUUAUAUUUCCUCACAAAGUUCUUUACAAAGAGUGAAAUAUGUUUUUAUACCUCUCGGUUUCAGUUAGAGGCAUAUUUUGUGCCACAUUUAUGUUAAUGUGCCUAUACAUGAUGAAUGAAUUAUUUCAGUCAUACAUUGCCUGAAUCAUAACUUCAUGAUGCUUGGGAAAGAAUCAACAGUUAAAACUUCAUGAAGUUCUAAUGUCUAUGUUCCAAUAUACAUCACAGUAUUAGGAUGUAGGGAGAGAUGUAUGUGCGCUCCCUGGGGUGGGCAUUUCUAGUUACUAGGCCAUCUCCAUUUUUAGCAUUUGACAUCCUCAUCAUACUUUUAUAAAUAUGACAUUAAUAGGAGAGCAAUAAUAUGAUUUUACAGAUGGAAUAACAGAUUUUCCUGCAUUCACUGAAAAAGUGCAAAUAUUGGGUCCUUGUGACUUCAACUGACUCUUCCAAAUUGUAUGAAUUUAUCAAUGUAUUAGAUAAACCCAGUUUCAGAAUGAUAAAGAAAAACUGUUAGACCAAA
Molecule: messenger RNA, 2607 nt
Organism: Chlorocebus sabaeus (green monkey)
Lineage: Eukaryota; Metazoa; Chordata; Mammalia; Primates; Cercopithecidae
Source: RefSeq, a predicted model, not a curated record